Messenger RNA from Anopheles funestus (African malaria mosquito), 333 nucleotides. RefSeq lists its product as uncharacterized. Lineage: Eukaryota; Metazoa; Arthropoda; Insecta; Diptera; Culicidae. The transcript has a single exon. The coding region runs from base 1 to 333 and encodes 110 amino acids. The record is from RefSeq and is a predicted model, not a curated record.
AUGCCGGAAGAUCAAGAUAUUAGGCAAGCGAUCUUCAAGAUGACCGAACUCUUGCAGAAGAUGGCGCAACCGGCUCCAGCGCCCAGCAAUCCGGAGAAGACUAUUGAAGUUUUGGCAACGAACAUCAGCGAAUUUUCGUUUGAUCCGGAAAAUGGAAUUAUCUUCGAAAAGUGGUUCAGCCGUUAUGAAGAACUCUUCAAUUCGGAUGCUCGUAACUUGGAUGACGCCACUAAAGUUCGUCUACUGCUGACGAAGCUGGAUACUCAAUCUCACAGCCGGUAUAUCAACUACAUCCUGCCGAAGCCUGCGAAAGAUGUCACUUUUAGAUCCUAA